AGCGUCCGCUGAAAGUUUGGACCAAAACAACACAUUUUAAAUCGAAAUUUUGGAAUUCUGUGAUCUGAGAGGCAUUGCUGGAUAUCUGAAGAUUCAAACAGGCGAAGGACAUUACCACCGGGCGAGAUAUCUCGAUUGUUUUUUGUGUGUUUUUCGGUGCCAUCAUCUGUCGUGUGUAGCUACAGUCGCGAACUGUUAUAGUUGGUUUGGGUGGGUUGUUUAUUUCGAAUCGGACUUCUUCGUACACACAGCAUAACUGCAAGUUAACAACCGUGAUAAGGGAUACGUUUAUCACGGUAUGAGUUGUAACGGAUAACCGAAGAAUAAGAAACUACUUCCAUAUGGAUGUUUCAGCUGGGUCUUCACGGCUUGCUGGUCUCUCCGAUGAUGCGGGGGAGAGAAGACAGUCGCAGCCGAACAUUAAAUAUUCUCCACCACAACAACACCCUUCACAUCUCGUGGCGGUUUCACCAGACUACGAGAACCAAACAAGAAAAUCAGAUCCUUAUGGUCAGUUGAUACAGAGGUGUGUAAUAGUGCAGAGAGAUGAGAAAGGGUAUGGUUUGACAGUGAGCGGUGAUAAUCCAGUAUUUGUACAAAGUGUCAAAGAAAAUGGAGCAGCUUACAAAGCAGGUGUACAGCAGGGUGACAGAAUAAUUAAGGUAAACGGUACAUUGGUCACGCAGUCCAAUCAUAUAGAAGUUGUGAAACUUAUUAAAUCUGGUUCAUACGUAGCUUUAACGUUACUUGGAAGACCUCCAGGAUCUAACUACCCUCCCCUACCACCGCCACAUGUUCCUGCUCCACCUGCUCCUUAUACAGGAAGACCAGAAGUCACCGGACCCCAGCCUGCUGUGCCGGAAAAAGAUGAGGAAUUGAGGCAGGAGCGCAUCAAUGUUAUGCGGCAAAUGUUAGACCAGGAAAUGGAAUUAUUUCAGACAACUAAAGACGAAUACGAUAGAAAUCCUUCAGAUAAAAUAAAGCGACAACUGGACGGUGGUACGACGCGAAUUAAAGCACUUGAGCAACAAUUGCGAAAUCUUACAGGUGAUUCUAUGUCAUCAAAGGAUGACGAAGCCCCUUACUUUGGGCAACCACCCGCCAUGGAGGGCGGAUUCGAAACUAUUACAGAACAACAAGGCAAUGCAUCAGAACAGCUUCUCUCAGAAGUAGAUUAUUAUGAACCUGCUUCCCCAGAAGAAAGCAAGGCUGUGGACAAUGAUAGUCUGGAUGGAGUGCCAGACGUACUCAGAGAGAAUCAAAUACAGGCCCAUAGUUCGGCCGAUGAAGACGAUGAACCGAUACCUUUUGGUAUCGGUCCUACUGAAGCAAGGGAAAGUAAAGCACAGCAAUCAGCGAGUGACGGUGAAGUGUGGGUGAAAAAUACAAUUAAAUACAAUCCAGCACCAUGGCUGAAAGACGGGCCAGACCACAAAAGGCACAAAUCUGAUCCCGAGAGAUGCUGCCAAGUCCAGUCAGAUUUGCCAGGUUCAGGAACAAAAAUUAAAAGGAAUCUCUCUGAUGCAGCGGACAAAGAAUCUAAAAGACAUGCCAUGUCAUCAGGAAACAGCGAUCCCAGUGUGAACACUGAUGCAAUCACAGCAGUUGAUUUUGCAGUCAGAAGACACUCGGCGUCUUCAGACAAGGUAGCACGAGACAGCGACAGCGACCAUGAGGUCUCCAGCGAGGCUGUAUCACCGGUGAAACAACACCAUUAUGAAGAGGUUUUGUUGCAAGAUACUAUUGAUACUAGUCCGUCAAAUGAAGAUGCACAGAUGGAUCAUGCGGAGAAUCCUAACCUUGUAACAAGUCCAGUAGAACUACCGCUAUCCCCAUCUGAGGAAAUCCAGUCUCCAACAUCCCCGCAAUCAACAGAGGUUGUUUUACAAAGGGCCGAUGUGAAUAAUGUUGAUUCCUACAUGGAUACGGCGGUGACGACAAUACCACCGUCGUCAACCAAUCAACAGAUAGUAUCCAUGGAGGAUGAUGAGUUUGAAUCUGAUAAUGAGCAAGUUAUAGACCACGGUCCUUUCAUAAGUCUAGAUAAGUUGGAGAAGAAGCCUGCACAUAUUGCUGUGCUUUUGCAUUAUCUUAUAUCCAACAGUGAUCCUUCAAGCAUGUUUUUCUAUAUUGUAACGGAUGGCUACAGCAAUGGUAGCCCUAAAGAAAUGAGGAAAUGGGCUUACGAGAUCUAUUCAACUUUCCUGGCUGAUCAAGCUGUAACCUUUGAGAGUAUGGUGCCCAAUGAUGUGUUAGAAUCAAUAGGCAUUGUGCUGGCCAACAAAAUAGAUAACUCUGAUGCCAUGCGAAGUAUCUUUGUAUUAGCAAGAGCUGCAGCUGCUGUUGAUAUCAGGUACCAUUUGGAAGAUUUUCGUUCCAAGCGAGCACUUGGUCUUGGUACGCUUUACGGUGAUCAGCAGCUUUCGGAUUUGAUGGACAGAAAUACUGAAAUUCAGAUUGUUGAGCAGACUCUCAUGCCUCAUCUUGACCGACUUUCUGCCUGUGAUACCUUUUCAAACAUACUGUGGUCAGGUUGUGAACAGAAUAUUCACAAAGGUACCUGUCUUUCAGAAGUACAGCACCAAUGCUCUGGGAAAAGGAAAAAAGAGAAGAGUAAAAUUCUGCCAAGGAUACCACGACGUACAAGUGAAAACAGUAGCAAAGCUAGUAUGUAUGGCCAACCUCCAUAUAGUCCAACAGUCAAAGAAGCACUGGCCAAAUCUCAGAAGGAUGAGAGACAGGGAUUUAUACAAGAGACGCAUAAUUCUGGAAUGCCGUGGUAUCAAACAUCACAUGUGCAUGUUUCUCCUCCCAACAUCCAUUCAUUACCAGAACAAGAAGAAGAUGAUCUUAAAAUGCUGAAAGACAGUCAAAAAGUAGGGAAAUUAAUUAAGGAUCUUGAAAGAGGAAAGGGCGACUCGAAUCAAGAUUUACAAAGUCCAGGAACUCCACGUGAAGGAAGUCCAGAACUCAUGGAUAGUGAGAGGCAAGAGAAAGCUACUGUGAAGAGAUCGGGGAGCCUCAGAACACAGGAGGAUACCAGGAAGAGGAUGGGGAGUGGCCACGAGGGCUCAAAACGGUCAAAAAGCGAUGUGGAUAUGGAUGUGGCAGCAGUUACAAAUGCUACUAGUUCUCUAACGAAUUCCUCAUCAAGUAUUUCUGCCAAGAGUCAAGAUUCUUCAACGCUGUCAGAGGAGUAUGACUCUGAUAUGGAAGCAGAGACAGAUCCACCUGCUUGGCAGACGGCAGUUGAUCGAGAUCUCUUGAAAAAAUUGAAACCCAAAGAAAUCAAGAGGCAAGAAGUCAUCAAUGAGUUAUUCCACACAGAGAAGUCACAUGUGCGAAAUUUGAAAAUCCUUGAUCGUGUUUUCAUGAAACCAAUGCAGCAGGAGCACCUGGCGCAAAAAGAAUUUAUACAAUUACUGUUUCCAAAUUUGGAGGAUCUACUUGAAAUGCACAUCUCAUUAAACAAUGCCAUGAAAAAAGAGAGGAAAACAUGUCAUACCAUUGAUGAGGUUGGGGACAUUUUAUUGGCAAGGUUUGAUGGUGAAGAAGGAGAAUCACUAAAGGAAGCAUGUGCAAUCUUUUGCAGGCAUCAAAGUCUUGCUUUAGAUUUGCUUAAAGCAAAACAAAAAAAAGAUGACAAACUAGCAAGGUUUUUAGCUGAUGCCGAGAAUAAUCCCAACUGCAGACGACUACAGUUAAAAGAUUUUAUUCCCUGUGUUUUUCAAAGAUUAACCAAAUAUCCAAUGCUACUAGAAAGUAUUUUAAAAUAUACCAGUUCUAGUAAAACGGACCAUGCAAAAGUCAGUAGGGCGCGUGACUGUUGUAAAUCCAUUUUAGGCUAUGUGAAUAUUGCUGUGAGAGAUGCUGAAAACCAAAUCAGAUUACAAGAAAUGGUGAAAAAGACUGACAAAAGUCCUUUUGAGAAGUCUAACAAUACACUAAUUACUGAAUUCAAGAAUAUUGAUUUAAAUUCUCGAAAACUUUUACAUGAUGGACCAUUGAUUUGGAGGUUAGGAAGAGCCAAAUCAAUAGAUCUGCAUGUUCUUUUACUGGAGGAUAUACUGGUUCUAUUACAGAAAGACGACAACAGAUUUGUAUUAAAAUGUCAUAGUAGUACUGUACAGACUGUAAAAGAGGAAGUGAAAAAUACACAUAGUCCUAUUGUUAAAUUAACUAAUUUAUUGUGUAGAAAUGUGGCUACAGAUAAGAAAGCCUUUUUUCUGGUGAGUACAUCACCAAUGGGACCACAAAUUUAUGAACUUGUAGCAGGGACAAACAACGAACGAAAAGUCUGGUCCGAAAUCAUUACAAGAACGGUGGAUGGUAUGAAGAAUAAAGACAAGAGAGGAACCAAUAUCACACCCGUGCCCAGUCAAUUGCCGCCUCCCCCACCAUACUCUGAACUGAACGAAGCAGUUGAAGAGAAAUUAAAAACAAAAUCAAGGAGUGAAACAGAGAAGAUCAAUGAAAAAAAUAAAAGUGACAGUCUGGAUAGAUUAGACAACAUUUUAGAAAUCCAAAAUCCUCCUGAACUAAUUGAUCCGGCCAAAGUGGUUGUUGUUAACCACCCCAGUAUGGAUGAUAAAACUGAAACUGUCAUGCCACCACGUGAAAAACUUAAACAAGUGGAUGAGACAAUUCAAAAAGCAUUAGUUGAGAAGAGUCAAAUCAUUGCUGAGUUGUUAGGAGCGCCACUAACACCGACAACGGUAGAUCAGGAGACAAACCCAGUUCAGGAAUAUGAACCAAAAGAUUUAGUACAUGCUAUGAUGCAGCAGUCAAAUCGUUUAACGACAACAGUGAAUGAACACAUGAAUUUAUUGUCAAAUACAGAGCAAAGUGAUUCAGCCUGA
Saccoglossus kowalevskii is the source of this 4859-nucleotide messenger RNA. RefSeq names its product rho guanine nucleotide exchange factor 11-like. Gene Ontology annotation, biological process: G protein-coupled receptor signaling pathway. The record is from RefSeq and is a predicted model, not a curated record. Gene Ontology annotation, molecular function: G protein-coupled receptor binding; guanyl-nucleotide exchange factor activity. NCBI's taxonomy places the organism in Eukaryota, Metazoa, Hemichordata, Enteropneusta, Harrimaniidae. Gene Ontology annotation, cellular component: cytoplasm.